AUGCGGUUACCAGUAUCUUCGACCCUCAGACCUAGGCGAAGCCCAUUGAUCACCGUCGCUCGUUCCAAACGCGCCUAUAAUGUUGCGGUGCUCGGAGGUGGAAUUACUGGCCUCUCGGCAGCUUGGAGACUGAUGCAAGACCAUCAGUGCUCGCAUGUUACCUUGUAUGAAAAAUCUUCGCGUGUUGGUGGAUGGAUGGGCUCAGAGAUAGUCCCAGUCGACGACGGCAAAAUUUUAUUCGAGUAUGGGCCGCGUACAUUCCGAAGUGCAUAUCCCGGAUCACAACCGCUGCUCUAUAUGGCCUUGAAGAUGGGACUUUUGCCAGAAUUAAUUGCGGUUCCUCCAGAAGCGCCAUCUUCAAACAACCGAUAUAUCUACUACCCAGAUCAUCUCGUUCGAGUACCUCAACCUAAGCCUGGAGGUACCCUUUUGCAGUGGCUGAAGGAAUUGGUCACAACGUUGUGGAAUGAGCCAUUGUUUGAUAAACUCAUACCGGGUAUCAUCAAUGAUACGGUCUCACCAGCAAGACCUAUAGAUCAAUGGCAACAGGAUGAAUCUAUAGCCAGCUUCAUCUCGCGUCGGUUCAACCCCACUGUUGCUGAUAAUAUUGUUUCAUCAGUCAUUCAUGGUAUUUAUGCUGGAGACAUCGAUAAGCUAAGUGCUCAAACUACACUGGGUGUUGUUCGUAAUAUGGAGGCCUCCGGUGGUAUUUUAGCCAACGCGACAACCAUGCUGCACAACGAUAAUAGGACGAGAAUGAUGGAUGAUUACUUGGCUAUCAACGAUCUUAAAAAACUGAUCACGAAAGACGAAGAAGCCAUGUCAAAACACUUGUCAAAAAGAUCAAGUAUUUUCACGUUCGAAAAAGGAACGCAGCAACUUACCGAUCGCCUCGCUGUCGUGUUGCAGGAAUCUGGCAAAGUUGACAUCAGAACCAACACCGAAGUCCAAAAACUGAGCAAAACACCAAUGGGCACUUUAACGAUAAAUGACGGGGAAAAACAAGAGACAUAUGACCAUGUUAUUUCGACUGUUCCAUCGCCAGUUCUGGCGAAGAUUUUGUCCCCAAAAGCAAAUCACCCAGCUCACCUCGUUCCCAAGACCAUCGAAAAAUUGAAACAGAAUGACUACGCUACAACUGUCAUGGUAGUUAAUCUGUAUUAUCCAAAUCUUAAACUGCCCGUGGUUGGAUUUGGAUAUCUAAUACCACGAUCAAUCUCAAUUGACCAAAACCCCGAACAUGGACUUGGGGUGCUUUUCGCCUCGGCGUCUAGUACUGCACGGGACGUCAUAAAUUCAUCUGUUACCAAAUCGCAAGACAGUGUAAAUGGUCAGAAGAUCACAGUGAUGCUCGGAGGCCAUUACUGGGACGACUGGAAGAAGACUGACUAUCCGGAUCAUGAAACCGCUGUUGCGAUGGCCACUAAAAUGCUCCAAAGACACCUUGGUAUCACCGAUGUUCCUACAGUCACGCGAAGUCGCCUGCAAUAUAAAGCAAUCCCCCAAUAUACUGUUGGGCAUUUGGAUCGCAUGUAUGACCUGUCCGCGACUGUCAAGAAUGAAUAUAACAGACGGCUCGUGCUAGCCGGAAACUGGUAUAAUGGCGUCGGUGUAGGUGACUGUGUCAGACAGGGCAUCCUCGCUGCAACUUAUGGUAUUGGCCGAGGAAACCCAAACUUUGAUAGGGAGGGCCCUUGGACUACUUUCAAGGUCCAAGCAUGGGACCUACAGGGUGGCAUUCCUACAUCUCCGGUCAGACUGGUUGAAGUUGACAAGAACGCGUGA
Messenger RNA from Penicillium taxi, 1785 nucleotides. It is a transcript of the gene hem14, whose product is annotated as oxygen-dependent protoporphyrinogen oxidase. Gene Ontology annotation, molecular function: protoporphyrinogen oxidase activity, oxygen as acceptor. Gene Ontology annotation, cellular component: mitochondrial inner membrane. Gene Ontology annotation, biological process: heme biosynthetic process. The record is from RefSeq and is a predicted model, not a curated record. NCBI's taxonomy places the organism in Eukaryota, Fungi, Ascomycota, Eurotiomycetes, Eurotiales, Aspergillaceae. The transcript has 3 exons. The coding region runs from base 1 to 1785 and encodes 594 amino acids.